Messenger RNA from Eublepharis macularius, 2506 nucleotides. RefSeq names its product alkB homolog 1, histone H2A dioxygenase (gene ALKBH1). Bases 84 to 1196 code for a protein of 370 amino acids. Gene Ontology annotation, cellular component: nucleus; cytoplasm. Gene Ontology annotation, molecular function: ferrous iron binding; oxidative RNA demethylase activity; broad specificity oxidative DNA demethylase activity. The transcript has 6 exons. Lineage: Eukaryota; Metazoa; Chordata; Lepidosauria; Squamata; Eublepharidae. Gene Ontology annotation, biological process: oxidative RNA demethylation. The record is from RefSeq and is a predicted model, not a curated record.
CCGGCUACGGACCGCUAAAGCCGCUGGGAAGCGUUUGAGGGCAGCCUCUUCCGUUCGGCGCCUGCAAGGUCACCUGAGCGAAGAUGGCGGCGGGAACGGCUGCCGCCCGGGAAGGCGGCGAGGAUGCCUUCCGCCAGCUUUUCCGCUUUUACCGGCGAUGGGAAGGCUCGGACCGGGCGGGGCUGAUCGACUUUUCGAAGCCAGCCGCGCGGCAGGUGGUCAGUUCUCCCCUCAUCCAUUCUUCAGUAAGUGAUCAAGAUGCCUACAGACUAGGACUGAAACCGGUUAGCUUGUGGAAGGCUUAUGGUCUGGAUAAUUAUCCAGGAUUUAUAUUUAUCUCAAACCCCUUCCUUCCGGGCUGCCAGCGCCACUGGGUGAAGCAAGGUCUCAAGCAGUACACCCAGAAACCCAAUGUGUGCAAUUUGGAUAUGCACAUGCCUUCUAAGGAGACCACAGAUCUUUGGGGAAAGAGUCAACAGCAGCUGCGAAACAAAAGUUCCAGCAAACGAGAGACAAAAAGUUUACUGGAGAAGCUGCGCUGGGUGACUCUUGGGUACCAUUAUAACUGGAAUACCAAGAAAUACUCAGCUGAUCACUAUACCCCCUUUCCAUCUGACCUGGCUUUCCUUUCGGAGCAAGUGGCUAAAGCUUGUGGAUUUCCAGGCUUCCAAGCAGAAGCAGGGAUCCUGAACUACUAUCACUUCGAUUCUUCUCUAGGGAUUCAUGUGGAUGAGUCUGAGCUGGAUCAUUCUAGACCCCUCCUGUCAUUCAGUUUUGGACAAUCAGCUAUAUUCUUGUUGGGGGGGCUGAAACGGGAUGACGCCCCUGUGGCCAUGUUGAUACAUAGUGGUGACAUGAUGGUCAUGUCCGGCUUCAGCCGUCUGCUACACCACGCUGUUCCCAGAGUUCUGCCCAAUCUCGAGGGGGAGCCCCUGCCUUCUUGCUUGGAGCUGCCUGUCCCUGCUGACCUUCCUGCAGACUCAGUUAUCGAGCCCUGCUCCCAAGACGAUUGGCAAGUCUGUGCCAAAUACCUGCAAGGAUCCCGUAUCAACAUGACCAUCAGGCAAGUUCUGGCUGAAGGCCACAGCUUCCCAGUUGCAACUGGGAUAGAAGACAAACAAGAUGGUGUCUCCAGAGGUUCCUAUCAUGAAGAGAACAGUGAAAUCAAAAGGCACAAAUUUGAUCCAGACAGCUGAGACCCCCAGGAGGCCUUCUUUUCCUUCAGUGGUGGCCCAUUGUGAGGCCCAGCUCAACCUGCAGGCUGCUCUACCCGCUGCCAUAGUCACUCACCUGAACCCAGGGAAACCUAAAAAUGCUGGUGAAAGGGCCAGGGAUGGUGUGUGGCCAAGUGAGCCACGCGAGAGGAAGGGACAACCAGUGUCCCCGUUGCCAGCCCAUCCAGGAUGGCGGUGGGAGGGGCAGUGCCCAGCAGCAUGGCAGGCCAGUUGCUCAGCUGUCCACCCACUUGGCCUGACAGGAGGGCCGAUGGUGGGGUAGCAGGCCUGGCCGGUAAGGGACCAAGGGUAGUCUCACCUUUGUGCCCACGCAGGCUUGGCUCUGGCUGUUGGGGGAGGGGAGGGAAAAGGCCUCCUGGGAAGAGUGGGGAGGCAGGGUCAAAACCAGCCCCUGCAUAAAGUAGGCAAGAGAAAUAGCAGAAGAGGGGUGAGCAGGCUGGAAGGGAGAUCCCUGCCUCAGGGCACAGGGUGGAAGAGAUCCUCAGGGAGCAGCAAACCUCAUUCCUGGGGGCUGCUGAGAAGGCUCAGAGCUGAAGGGCUUGGCUCUGGCUGUUGGGGUGGAGUAACCACAACGCCCUCCAUUGUAACCUCAACUACCUUCAAUAAAAACAACAUAGUAGCAACAGUGCACAAUCUCAUGAUUCUUGAGGGGUGGGGAUGGAUGGGCAGUAUGACAUACUCUGCUCCUAGCAACCCCUACACCAAUAUUGGACACAGCCCAGCGAGGGAAGGUGUAUUAUCCAGCCAGAUGGGGGGGGGGACUGAUGCUUGGAAGAAUUUUUGACUCAACCAGAAUUACGGUUAUUGGCAAGGUCUCUCCAAGUUCCCACAGUGGUUGGUCUCUUCUAGGUCCCAGAGAAAAUUCAUAUCACUUGAGUUAAUACAACUUGUACAGAAUACCUGCCCUGUCUCUGUUACCCACUUUGAGAAUGAAGGCACCUGCAAAAGGAGCAAGAGAUUAAGUAGCACGUUUGCAUGGUCUGAUGGAGCAACCUGCCUGAAGCGAAGCCUGUCUGCUUCCGGUUAGGGCCUGUAUAGGAGGCCACAUGGGAACCACAAAGGACAUUUUAAUGAACCAAAUUUUCACCUAACUUUAAAUUGCAGUGAACCUCCAAAGACAUUUUGUUUGCAGCCCCUUAACGUGCAUCUCUGCUUGGCAGCCAUUGGCUUACCCUGAAUACUGCUCUGAUGGAGUCACGCUGUGUCAUCUAGAGACGUACUGUAUGCCUCACAAUGUGUUUAUUACCCUUUGACUGGUGCAGAGGGCUCAU